Molecule: messenger RNA, 2597 nt
Organism: Nothobranchius furzeri (turquoise killifish)
Lineage: Eukaryota; Metazoa; Chordata; Actinopteri; Cyprinodontiformes; Nothobranchiidae
Source: RefSeq, a predicted model, not a curated record
UCUGGUUUGCCUUGACACCAGUUUUCUGCUGGAGUUAAGACGUGGGCUGCGGCCAACAGUAACCCGGAAUAAAGAUCCGAAACUGAAACAAGUUGGAGUCAUUACCAUAUCUUAGAAAAGGCAACAAAAGUGUGUUUUAUAGGUGUGGUGGCAUUUGUUGAGCCGUGGCGGUGCGACACGAACUAGUUUAGCCCAGCAGAAAGGCCCCGCGGCUGGCUGGACCCAGCUCGACACAGCAGCAGAGCGUUUUCUUUAACUCGUGAGAGCAGCGCACCGCACAGAAGCCGGCUCCUUCACACACGGGGAAAACGGCAGUACUGGUUUUUCAAAUUUAAGGAAGAAGGAAGAGCUCCUGAAGAACUGAGGCCUCCUUUGAACCAGAAGGACAUGGAGCCCCUCAACAUGAAGCAGGAAGAGGAGGAGCAGCUUGAUGAGUUUAAAACUGAUGCCACCAACAUUUCAUUCUCUGCAGUUUCUCAUCAGGUUAAGGAAGAAGGAAGAGAAGUUCUGUUGUCACAGUUUGAUCAGAACCAACCUAAAGACAGAGAUCUUCCAACCAGCAGCACCUCUGACCAGAUGAAAGCAGAAAGUGGUAGAGAGGACUGUGGAGGAGCAGAAACUACCAGGAAUCCAGAUCUAAAUCUUUAUGAAUAUGAUUCUAACUCUUCAGAGACUGAAGUCAGCAACGAUGAAGAUGAUGACCAGGAUGGCAACAAUUCUGACUGUCAACUGAAACUCUUGUCAGAUUCUGAGCCAAACACCAAAGAUCAUAACAAAGACCGGAAGGAGAGCAGGUCUUCUAAAUCACAUGUUAAGGCUGUCAAAUCUUUCAGCUGCCCAGAGUGUGGUGAACAGUUUCUCCAUGAGCGGUCUCUCCAGAAACACAUGAGAGUGACAAGUCAUUCAGGACGGAAGUCUUCAAGCUGUUGUGUUGAUAAGAAAUGUGUUAGAGUGAAGCAAAAUGUAGACUCUAGCAGGAAAGUUCAGACAAAACUAAAAUCAUUUAGUUGUGACGACUGUGGAAAAAGUUUCAGCUACAUAUCAAAAUUAAACAGACACAUGAGCGUUCACACAGGAGAGAAGCCUUUUGCUUGUGAGCUCUGUGGACAAAGAUUCACACGCAAGGGAAGUUUAGACACACACAUGAGAGUUCAUACAGGACAGAAGCCUUUUGCUUGUGAGCUAUGUGACAAAAGACUUAGUAAUAAGUCCAGUUUAAACAAUCACAUGAGGGUCCACACAGGAGAGAAGCCUUUUGCUUGUGAGCUAUGUGACAAAAGAUUUAGUGAUAAGUCCAGUUUAUACUUUCACAUGCGAGUCCACACAGGACAGAAGCCUUUUGCCUGUGAGCUCUGUGGACAAAGAUUCACACGCAAGAGAAAUUUAGACUCUCACAUGAGAGUCCAUACAGGACAGAAGCCUUUUGCUUGUGAGCUAUGUGACAAAAGAUUUAGUAAUAAGUCCAGUUUAAUCAAUCACAUGAGGGUCCACACAGGAGAGAAGCCUUUUGCUUGUGAGCUAUGUGGACACAGAUUUACCCAAAAGGCAAGUUUAUACUUUCACAUGAGAGUCCACACAGGAGAGAAGCCUUUUGUCUGUGAGCUCUGUGGACAAAGAUUUACUCAAAAGGGACAUUUAGACUCUCACAUGAGAGUCCAUACAGGACAAAAGCCUUUUGCUUGUGAGCUGUGUGAAAAAAGAUUUAGUGAUAAGUCCAGUUUAAUCAAACACACGAGGGCCCACACAGGAGAGAAGCCUUUUGCUUGUGAGCUCUGUGGACAAAGAUUUAUCCAAAAGGACAAAUUAGGCACUCACAUGAGAGUCCACACAGGACAGAAGCCCUUUGCUUGUGAGCUUUGCGGACAAAGAUUUACUCAAAAGGGAACUUUAGACGCACACAUGAGAGUCCACACAGGACAGAAGCCUUUUGCUUGUGAGCUGUGUGAAAAAAGAUUUAGUAAUAAGUCCAAUUUAAUCAAACACACGAAAGUCCACACAGGAGAGAAGCCUUUUGCUUGUGAGCUCUGUGGACAAAGAUUUAUCCGAAAGCACAGUUUAGGCAUUCACAUGAGAGUCCACACAGGACAGAAGCCCUUUGCUUGUGAGCUUUGCGGACAAAGAUUUACCCAAAAGGGACAUUUAGACGGACACAUGAGAGUCCACACAGGACAGAAGCCUUUUGCUUGUGAGCUCUGUGGACAAAGAUUUGCUCACAAGAGAAGUUUAAACUUUCACACGGGAGUCCACACAGGACAGAAUUAAUGAACAUAAAUAAAAUAUAUUUUUUGGGACUUGUAUAAUGGUGUUGAAUGACAUGCGCUACUGAUCUGGAAGCUCUUUAAACUAAAAUGAAAGGCAGCAGUUUUAUUAAAUGUUUUGUUUUUUGAGAAGAAAAGGUUGAAAAUGAAAUGUUUGUUUGCCUCAAAAUUUUUUUAUUGAAUCUCUUUGUUCACUAUUCAGUUUGUUGUUCGCUGUUUCUGGAGUUUAAACGUAAAUGCUGAUGUUUUGCAAAGUGAGAAGGCUCGCCAUCAAAGUCACCAGAUUAAUCCACUCGUGUAAUUAUCUGUCAUGCAAAUAAACCUGAUCAAUAAUUAAUA